Molecule: messenger RNA, 8664 nt
Organism: Mucor velutinosus
Lineage: Eukaryota; Fungi; Mucoromycota; Mucoromycetes; Mucorales; Mucoraceae
Exons: 9
Coding region: 1-8664 (2887 amino acids)
Biological process (GO): phosphatidylinositol phosphate biosynthetic process
Cellular component (GO): endosome membrane; fungal-type vacuole membrane
Molecular function (GO): metal ion binding; 1-phosphatidylinositol-3-phosphate 5-kinase activity
Source: RefSeq, a predicted model, not a curated record
AUGGAAAAAAAUCUUGGUGGUAGUAGAUUAGAAGAUGAUCCAUCAUCUUUGACAUCGUUCAACUUUAUACCAGAAGGAGAUGAAGAAGGUUUGAUAUCCAAGAUAUUCUCCAAAUUCAAGACGGCUGUCUCCUCUGGCUCAACGCAACAGUACACAUCCCCAUCUUCUUCAACACGUACGAUAUCGAUUGUACUCUCAAAUGAAAGUGGUAUGAUUACAGAUCAAGUAGUACCUGAACAACAUUUGGCAGAGCAGCAACAACAGCUCACUAAGACACCAUCCAAUACUUCAUCUUCCGCUACAGAUACCAUUGUCCCUGUAGUCGCAGCAACUACUACUACACCAUAUCAUCAUGCUUCGACGUCGACAGGCGGCAACAGCAAUAAGACAGAUACAAAUACCAGUAUGGCCUCAUCGCCGUUACAUAUACAUACCCACAAAUCCAAUACUACUGCUGCCAGUGCAAAUAUUAAUGCGAACAAUGCGUCUGCGAGCACUUUAUCCAGGACCACCACCAAAGAGGAAGAUGACAGAGAGGCAACGCCUACGCCUCACUUGAAAAAAACGACAGCAGCCUCCAAUGCCACUGCAUCGACUCAUACCAUCACAGCAAAGACACCAACGCCAGCUUCACUGCCAAAGCAGCAACACUCUAAACACAUCAUCAUUGACGAGGAACAAAACCAGCAACAGCGGAUCCCUUCGCAUAUGAUUAUACCCCUAACCAAGACAUCGUCUAUUGACAGCGACACACAAUCUGUUAUGACGACGUUCUCUGUUUCCAACACCAACUCAUUGAGCCGUAUUCUAAAUCGAUUGCGAGGGGGAGAACCGGUGGACAGCAACAAGGAUUUCUGGAUGCCAGAUGAACAGUGCAAAGAGUGCAACAAUUGCAAUGCCCCGUUCAAUUUGUUUCGAAGAAAGCAUCACUGUCGAACAUGUGGCAGAAUCUUUUGCUCUAAAUGUCUCAGUAACAGUAUACAUACAAGUCAUUCACUUAGAGUAUGCAACGAUUGCUAUAGUAAAUUUAUGGAAGGUUAUCGAGCGGACGACACCAUUUCAUUGCACGAUGGCUACUCUUACUCGUCCGUAGUAGUCGAUGGAUCAUUGUCGUCGUCUUUACAACCACAACAACAGCAGUUACAAAAGUCAUCCUUCUUGAUACCUACCAGCGGUGAUGAUGAUAGUAGUGAUGAAGAACUAGAAUUUGAUCGUUCUACCAACAGCUUUGAUAUGCAGCGGCCGUUGGAUAUUCAUUUCUCGCAAUCGACAUCGUCUCAUCAUACAGCCAGUGAUUCCGAUAUAGGGUUCAAGAAGUUACUGACCAACACGUUUCUGAGAACCACGCCGAGAUCAAGGACGAGUACCAUGAAUUCAUUGGGCAUUGAUACGAGUUUGGCUACAUUGGAGGGUGUGAGGCAGCAACAACAGCAACAGCAGCAAAUAAACUCACCGAUGCCAUUCAGACGCAACUCGUUUCUUGUCACUCCAGUACAUCAUGACGCUGGCAAUAGCAAUCAUCUCACUUACUUGCAACAGCAGCAAUUGCAGCAGCACAUGCUGAUUCAGCAUCAUCACCAGCACCAACAACAAGGAGACUGUUACGACGGUAGUAAUGGUAACGGCAAUAACAGCAAUGGUGGUGGUGAGGACGAUGAUCUAAGACGCAAUCCGCGCAACCUACUGAAUUUCUGGGGCACAGGAGAAAGACCUAGCUCAGGCAUCUUUAACAACUUUUCCUAUGAGGACUACCACAUAGAUUCACCUGUGCCGAAACCUAUCUUGAGUACCAGCACAAGCACGGUCAACAAGACAUCAUCUUGGCUUAUGAGACCCUCCAAUGACCAUCGAUCCAACAGCAUCAUGCGUCGACGCUUGAGUCUGACAGAAACCAACAGUAAUGGAUUGACAGGCAAUAUAAGUAGCGGUAGUAGCAGCAAUGGUGGCGGGAAUGGAGGCAGUGGCAACAACAGCAACCUCAACAGUGGUAGUUCUACCUCUUCCACACGCCAUAUUCGAGUGCGCACCAAGAGUCUAAUGAGAAACACACCGAUUACCAUGUCGUCGACAGACCAUCAUAGCGAUAACAGCAGCACAGGCGGCUACGAGAGCCCUGCAAGCAACAGCAAUCGAAACUCGUUUUACCAACCCCUAACGCCCUCCACAUCUACGCCGACGACGCAUACAGCUACUAUUACCACGAAUACCAAGAGCACCGCCACUACCAACAACGCGCCUGAUUUGGACCAACUACGGGCCCAGAUACUCUCCGUCUCUGCAUCCACAUCGCAUCCUGUGACCGUAGCAACGCAUCGUCAAUGGGACCCAUCCUUUAUUUACCUCAUGCGCAACAUCAUUACACAUCUACUCAAGGAAGGUGGUUUGCCAUUGGAGGAUUGGGAGCAGGUCAUGAUGGAGCAGCUGUUGGUCAUUGCAGAUCAAGUGCAACCGCAUAUCCGGAUCAGGGAUACCUUUAAUUUGAACCAUUAUGUCAAGAUAAAAAAGGUGCCUGGAGGUCUACCCAAGGACAGUUUUUCGGUCAGUGGUGUCGUCCUGUCCAAGAGUGUAGCACACAAGCACAUGAUGCGUAAAAUCAAAAACCCAUCUAUUUUGAUCUUGAAUUUUGAUGUGGAUGGGUUUGGUGGAGGUGGCAGCAGUAGUGGAGGAGGAACAAGCAAUAAUGCGCCUUACAACAACGCAUCCUCUUCAGCUGCUUCAAUUACUGGAUUUCCAGACACAAACACACCCCGUCAAGAGUACCUCAAGUUUGAUCGCUUAUUGGCAUGGGAAAAGGAGCACAUGAAUUCGUUGGUGUCCGAGAUUAUUGGACUCAAGCCCCAUAUUGUCUUGAUUGCAUCUCAUGCACCUCGCACCAUCAUUGAACGUCUGAAUCAAGCCAACAUUGUCGUUGCUUACAAUAUCAAAAAGCAAAAGUUGGAUGCCAUUGCGCGAUGUGCGGAUGCUACAGUGUUCAAUUACAAGAACGAGUUGUGGAAUGCCAAAACCAUAGUGCCUGGCAAAUGCGGUCUAUUCGAGCCAUUGACAGUGAUGCAUGAAUAUCUGCCUAAUCGACGCAAGACCUUCCUCAUGUUUCAUGAGUGUCCCAAGGAACGAGGUGCCACUAUUGUCUUGCGUGGUGGCAGCCUCAAGACGUUAGCUACGGUCAAGUACAUUAUGAAUUUCAUGGUCAAGGUGGCGAAUAAUAUCAAUUUGGAGGCACAAUUGAGAAAGGAUUUUAUUGAAUUGCGUCGAUACAAUCAACCUACCAUGUAUGAGGACUACUGCAAUAACCAUGCUGCUGCUGCCAUUGGAUUCGACGAGGGUGGUAUAAUGGACAUGGGCGGUGAUGAUGAUGAUUCUUCCACUUUGCAUCAGCAUCCCAUCAGAUCAACCACAGGAGGCAGAUCCACCACUGUAUCCUCCUAUCAUCAAGAAGGAUCUUCAUCAGAACCCGUUACCAUGGAUACGCAAAGUGUGUCUGCACUCUCUGUUGCUGAAUCUCAAAUCACGGUUAAUACAGUCGACAUCAAUGCUGCCAAGAAGAAGUCGCAACAGCAAUAUCAGCAAGCAACGGUCAUUGUAGAAGACGAUGAUAUAUGUUUGACAGCCAUCAACCUCGUCUUGAAAAAAUAUCAGACAACCACCUUGUCUAUCUCGCCCGGUGUGACACUCCCUGUACCUCACAUUUUGCUGAAAUUGAGAGAAUCACAAAAAAAACUGAUUGGGUUGAUCCGUGAGCGAUUGGGCAUUCACAUUACAGGCAACGUACUGGCAGACAAUUCGAGUGCAGCAGCAUCACCAACAUCACCUCUACCUACUGCUGCUGCUGAUCCAGAAAAGCAAGCACUGAGCAACAACAACAACAACAACAACAACAAGCCCGUCAUUCCCCCUAUCCCGACAGAUCUCAUGUUGAUGCAUGAUUAUCUCAAGGCAUUUGACGCUUACUUGGAUCAUGACUUAGAAUACCGUCACUACCAAGAUCUUCAUCUGCAAUGCUGGUUGCUGUUCAAACGCUACAUUGGCGACAUUCAUCUGUACUUGACACCUGUGCAUCACCAGCAAAUCAUUGUGCGUCGUACCACCAACCCCAUGGAUAAUCACAGCUUUCCUUGUGAAAAGGCUAUGCUGGAUCCGUACGACUAUUACAAUCCCAUGGGCGACUGUACGCUGGGACAAUACAUUCUGAAUUCCAUCAAGGAUGCGUAUACAAAAUGCAGUUCUAAAAUGUGCGGUGGGCUCAUGAUCUUCCACGACAGAACCUAUUCGCAUGGUAAUGCACAGAUCAAGGUGCAAGUGUUCUUGGAGGACGACAGUGGCGGCGAGGAUGAGCUAGUGGAGGAGAAGAUUGAUAUCAGCCGUGACGAGUACUUGCGCAGAAUACCCAUCUUGAUUUGUACGCACUGCAACUUUUGUAAUGUUACACAUAACUGGAAACCAAUGUCUGAUCUGCUGCAGAGGUACUCGUUUGGCAAGUUCCUGGAGCUCUUGUUUUACCAGUCUGAAUCCAUUCCUCUAUACGGUCAUGGGGACCAUGCAAUGCCCGAUGGUAGUGGCUACUUUGGUGAGGAGGAAGACGGCCAUGACUCAGGUCUGGGAUGUCCGCAUGGCUUCUAUCGCGACCACACCAUCUCAUUUCGCUAUCAAAACUUGUCUGUCAAUUUCACGCAUGCCAUGGUGCAAGUAGUCGAAGUCAAUCCUCCACCACUGCACUUACGGUUCAGCUCCAAACAACAAAUGGCUUUGAAAGAUGCCUCACUGGAUUCCACACGAUCCAAGAUUGCCAAGUUCUUUGACUCCAUAAUUGAAAGAAAUAAGGCCUUCUCGUACGACAUUGUGCAACCCAACAUGGUGGAUCUCUGCAAAGAAUACCUUCAGGAACUCUCUCAAGAAGCGCUCAAGAACAAAAAGAAUCUGCUACAAAAGCUGCAAAUGGAGUAUGCUACCAGUGCACCUACGGAUACACUGCAGCUCAACAAUGUGCUGGCCGAUCUUCAGAAUCAUGCAGUAACUUGGGACCUAAAAUACAUUGAUUUUGCUAGACGGUUUGUUCGACCUGAGAGAGAGCUGAGAAGAUUGACAACCAACCAUUUGCGCAAGAUGUUUCCCGCAGAGAGUCUAUACAACAGUAGCAGCAAUACACCCGUUGUCUCCAAUUUAAAUCUGCGUACAAAACGUGCUAUUGAAGCUGCUGAUUUACCCCUGCUGGAUGUUGGAUUGGAUCAGGAAGCUUGCAUGGUGCCGUACGGUGUGUCGGGUAGUGUUACCUCGUCUUCUGUGGAAGACAAUGAAGCUGUCAAUCUUAGCUUCAAGGAUCAACCUGGAUUGGGUGAAUCGCCUACAGAGUCUUAUCCUUGGCACGACGAGCUUAAAAGGUUUGAUCAGAUGUUUAUGCAAGAUGACCCAACGAGUCAACAUGAUAUGGCGGCGGGCAACAGCUAUAGCAGUACACAGAUGAACAGCAGCAACAAAGAAGGACAACAGCAGCGGCAGAAGCUCAAUAAAAAAUACAGCGUAGACAGCUAUCAGGACCUUAGUAUUCGCAGCAAACAACCUUCCUCUCCUCAAAAGAUGUCCAGUGUGGAUGACUUGGAGGAGGAUACACGAGACCUGGACCCCAGUGUAGCUCGUCGUUUGUCAUUGGAACUGAUGAAGGAUGCGCCCAAGAAGAAAAAGGAGGCCGAAGACAAGAUACUCAAGGAACAACAGCAGAAAUUGCAACAGCAGAAAGACGAGGAGAAGCGUAAAAACUAUCUUGAGGCUUCUAGGAUUCUGGAGUCGAGUCAAACUGCAGAUACACCACCUUCAGCUACCACACCACCCUCGACACCCAUGACAGAGUCUUUCUCCAUGGUCGCUAAACCGCUGAUUCAAGAUUCAAGUCAGUCUCGAUUGAUAAGGCAGGCAGCUGCAUUACCCAUCUUAUCCUCUACUGCCUAUAAGCGAUUGGCUGGUUUAUUGCCUGAUCCCAUGGUAGGCAAAUCAAAGAGCUCCCCAUCACCAGGAAACUAUCUCCCCAUACAACAACAGAAAGCGACUCCCAUUCAAAGACUGCUGGAUAAAAGUGCUCAGAAGAACAAAAACCGUAAAUCUCAAUUUUAUGAGUCGUCAUCGAACCAUUUCAUGGAGAAUUCUGCUCAACAAAUGGGAGCCCUGCCACAGCAGCAAGACGCAUUUCCGUAUCCAAACGCACAACCAACAACAGCGGCGGCAGAUGGCCCAACACCACAAAAACCUGCGUUUUAUCGUGGCUCUCCUUAUACUGCUAAAAUGCCAGAAAGAUCUUCCAUUGCGUAUCGAUAUGGAUUCAUGUCUGGACUCAACAACAACAAGAUGCCAAUGGCAGAGAGAAGACUUGGCGCUGCGAAUAUCACACACCCUGUCAGUAGUGCCUUGGCUGCGGCACAAGCGGCGCAAAGGGCUACUGCCACUGCUGCUACUACUACUGCUGCUGCAUCUGCUUCUGCUUCAACGUCCAAAUCAAAGGCCUCGUCAUCAUUCACAUCAGCGUCUUCUUCUACUGAUACUACUAUCACUACAACUACAAAGGAAGCGCAAAUGCAAGAUAUAUCUAUUGCAAGACCGAGAUCAAGAACCAUGGCCAUUGUAGGCGGAUCCUCAAACAACCUGCUACAGCAGCCAUCCUCCAGCAGACUUCGUGUGGGUGGUCGUAUUCCAGUUCCUACAAGCGCAACUCAUUUACUACAGUAUCCUGGCGCAAAUUCGGUCAAUGCCACUUUGGGUAUUACAGCGAAUAGUAACAGCAAAGGCAGCAGCAACCACAAGUUUGCAUACAACAACAACAGCAAUAUAUCUCACUUGCCUGUGCCUAUUGCAUCGCCUCAUCAUCCAAAUAGUCAAUACACAAGACAUCACCGAAAACUAUCCGAUGGCAAGAUCUCAACAAGAACCAUGCGCCAAAGAUUACCGAGUAAAGCAUCACUUGAACCAUAUACCAAGAUCAAGGAAAUGACAGAGGACGAUGGUGAUGAUGAUGAUAUGGAUAUUGACCGCUCUUCUGUAUCCUCUUCUUCAUCUUCCUCCUCGUCUUCUGCUGCUAGUUUCGAUGAUGAUGAUUUAGGAGACGGUAGUACAGUGUCAUUGAUGGAUGAAUCUGCCUGCCAAGAAGGUAUUUUGGUGGUGAAACCUACCUCGAAUGACGAUGAACAAGACGAACAGGACAUGGACGAUGAAUUGGUUCCAUUUCAGCACAAUACAUUCUCAUUGACAAGCACAGAUGAAUACGAUGAAUCCUUGGGCCGUGAAAUCGUGCCCAGUAUCAUUGAAUUGGAGCAGUUUCAUAACGAGCACCAACUACAAUUGUCCACAAACACGUUGCCCUUUUUGAGUUUGGAGUGUGGUAUGGUGGUGGAUAAAAAGCAAGAAGGAUUGGAGUUGAAAGGGUCUACUGCCAUGAUGGAAGCAGCCGUAUUGCUCAAAUCAUCUAGCGUUGGUUUAGAUUGGUCGACAAAUACCAGUGGGAGAAAUUCUAUUAUGAAAGCCAUUACCUACGUUCUUGCAGAGAAGAGUAUCAGCAAUUUGACGCCUUUAGAGUAUCCAUUCUCUCCCAAUGAGCAUAUAUUUGCAGACUCCAACAUCUUGGUGAGAGAAGACGAACCAAGUAGUAUCAUCUCCUACAUGCUAGGCAGUACAUUUUACAACGAGAAAUUGCAAAGAAAACAAGAGUUGAGAAUGUCAAAGGCCGAGAUUUUUAACACGAACAACAAGGAGAAAUCUGCAGAUGCAACUACGGAAAGUAAGCCAUUCUUCUCGGAAAUGUUUCCCGAGACAGAUGAAAGAGAAAAACCAUGGCGAUUCAGUUUUCAGGGCGGAUCCACUAGCUUUUCAUGCAAGAUCUACUUUGCAGAACAGUUUGAUAUGCUACGAAAGAGCUGUGGCUGUGACGAAAUCUUUAUUUCUUCGCUCGCAAGAUGCACUCCUUGGGAUACGGCUGGUGGUAAAUCAGGUUCCAUCUUUUUAAAGACUAACGAUCAACGGUUCUUGAUCAAACAGAUUUCGAAAUAUGAAAUGGAUGCAUUCCUAGGCUCCGCGAACAAGUAUUUUUUAUAUAUGUUUAACGAGGUUUUUGACAAAGGAAUUCCUACUGUUUUAUGCAAGAUUUUCGGUCUGUAUCGAAUCGGCUUUUACAACAAUGUCAGUGGAAAAUCAAUGAAGAUGGACAUCCUGGUCAUGGAAAACUUAUUUUAUGACACGUCUGUUAAGAAAGUGUUUGAUUUGAAGGGAUCCAUGAGAAACAGAUAUGCUGAAAAGACAGGCAAGGAUGUAGAGGUGUUUUUAGAUGAAAAUCUGGUUGAAGUCAUCAGCAAGAACCCACUCUAUAUGCGAGUCGAUACGAAAUGCAAUUUAUCGGAUUCGUUAUACAAUGAUACACAAUUUCUACUGUCACUGGAUGUCAUGGAUUAUUCUCUGUUAGUUGGAUUUGAUGAAGACACAAACGAAAUCAUUGUUGGCAUUGUCGACUUCAUCCGCACCUUCACUUGGGAUAAAAAGCUCGAAAGCUGGGUCAAGGAAUCAGGCAUGUUGGGAGGUGGAAAAAAGGAUCCUACCAUCGUGUCCCCAAGAAUGUAUAGAAAACGUUUCAGAUCUGCAAUCGAUCUCUAUUUCUGCAUGAUCCCCGACUUUUGGACACAUAUUUUGGAUUAA